Molecule: messenger RNA, 1287 nt
Organism: Dreissena polymorpha
Lineage: Eukaryota; Metazoa; Mollusca; Bivalvia; Myida; Dreissenidae
Exons: 5
Coding region: 196-726 (176 amino acids)
Source: RefSeq, a predicted model, not a curated record
UAUGAUCUACCCACACGUAUUUGUAUAUAUUAAUAUUGAUAGUCACAGACGUUUGGUUGUGUCUCGUGCGAAAUACUACGCUGGUUUAAUUUGCUUUAAUUACCGAUGGAGUAAACAUUCGUAUGUGGAAAGUCUUCUUGAAAGUGAUGUAAAGUUCGAUACUGUCACUUUGUCUGCACAAGCGAUAGUGAUUUCAUGGAUAUGGAAGGCAAUAUUCUGAAGAAUGCGAUCGUAGCACUUGUAGCAGCCUUAAUGUUCCAAGGACUCGACAUUGUGCAUUGUGCCGAGUGUUGCGCGCCAUAUUUGGAUGGUAACGGGGAGUACCGCGCGUCAUUUUGGUGCCCACAAAAGUGCUGUUACAGACGACAUAUUGGAGCGACACCAACAGAGACUCUUUAUGUCAAAGAAUUGGACUUCCGGUUCCGGGAAUGUUGUGAUAAUCCUGACCACCAAGUGUAUUCAUACGAGCGACGUACGUGCCUUUUACAACAACCAAUAAGUUUAAGAACUUACGUGCUCCUGACGACAGCGGUUUCCAUAGUAACGGUGACCGGGACAAUGGUGUACUGCCUCAUAUCGAAAUGUCAAAACAAAAUACACACGAAGAACAAUGUGAAUGUCUCUAACACUAUAGACAUUGAUGAUAUCACCAAGCCAUUGGAUCCGUUUGCUAGAAUCGACUAUCCAGAAAGAAAAUCGAAUUCAUGGAAAAUCUCUAAACUUUGAUGUCCUAUAGCAAUGUUGCCUUUCUAUGAAUAUAAUAUUACAUAUGUGUUCAUCAUUCUUGACGUAGUUUUUAAUCAAAUUCAUGUUCAUUCACAUGUUCCUUCGUAACUCGUGACGAAGGCUAUUAAGAUUAAAAAUAAUGCACAUAUUCUGCCAUUCUUUGUAACGUAAAUGAGUUUACAAAUCCCAUUAUAGUUGAAUCGUUAGGGAAUAGUUUCGUUCAUCAUUUCCGACGUCAUACGAUGUGCAGGAUUUUUACGAAUUCCCGAAACAUUUUUAGCGAAAUUAUAGGGUAUCGUUCCAUCGGAUUAACAUCAUAAAUACUGUAUACUAGUAUAUGGUAUUACACUGCGAAUCGUGUUAAAAAACACUGCGAUUUCCUUACUGCAGUUAAGUGUAAAUUAAAUAUAAAAAAAAUCGAAUAUGUUACUUAACUUUUCCCGCAUUCACUUUAAAUUCGAAUAUUGCGUUAUUAACACGGUUAUAAUAAACGUUAUCAAAAUUGUCAAUAGUAGUGCAUUUAAAACAUACGUCUUUCAACUACUUGAUCUUCAAUCUCUU